AUGGCGUGGCGGAAAGAAGAUUCAAAGCCAGGACAGUGCUGGCACAGCUUGUUUGGCAACCCUAUUGUCGUCAAAGGGUAUCCAAUGUCACAACGCCCAAAAUGCAAUACCGGAAUCGAAAUACCACUUCAGAUGGCGGCCGCAUUUAUAGCAGCUCCAAGGCUGCACCGUUUUCUGGGACACUACUAUCUCAAAGGCUUCUCCGCAAUACUCAUUGCUGUGGAGGUUGUGAGAAAUGUUGUCCUGUGGCAUCAUUGGUACAACCCUACCGGGAAGAGAAUCUCGUAUCUAGACGCUGCUACAGCGGAAGGCAAGAUUGAGAUAAGCUUGGAAGACUUGCGUUCUCGAAGACACGUAGGUUGGUGUUCUGAGGCACUGUGUAUGGCUGGAGACAAAAGUGCUAAGUAUCAGAUUGGAAGCUCCAGGCUACCUUGUCCGAGCCGCGAGUUCUCUCUCGAGAAAGUGUCAUUUUCAGUGGGACAGAUUGUGACUGGCGGAUGUCAAUUUAGCAUUGGCAAGAAAGAUGUCCCUCCUCACAUAACUAAACAGGGUUAUAUUGCCAAGCUAAGGCGGAUAGAUCAGAAAUAUGUUGUCAUGUGGGAUGAAGAGGACAAACGGGCCUGGCUUGUUAAAGGAACCGGGGCCUUGCUGCACUUAGAGCGUCACUAG
This is a messenger RNA of Podospora pseudocomata, 669 nucleotides long. RefSeq lists its product as uncharacterized. The record is from RefSeq and is a predicted model, not a curated record. NCBI's taxonomy places the organism in Eukaryota, Fungi, Ascomycota, Sordariomycetes, Sordariales, Podosporaceae. Bases 1 to 669 code for a protein of 222 amino acids. The transcript is spliced from 2 exons.